AUGUCCCUUACCUCGUCCCAACCUCCGCUGGCUAAGACCCCCUCCAACGACUUACUUUGUCAGAAGUGCCGAGAUGUGCCUUGGGAUAUAUUCUUUUCCAUACCGAGUCCCCUAACCAUUGACUUUGACUAUCAUGGGACAUUUGCUCAACUGGAGGACUCAUACGAAGAGGGAUGUCCAAUGUGUCAAAAUCUUUGCGUCAUGCUUGUCUACGAUGAUUUCGUUUUGAAUAGAGACGACCCUCUGUACUGGCGGCUGGCACCAGAAACCCUGGAGAACGACAUGGAUUUCCUUCUCAAGAACAUUGACGAAUGGCUGACGGCCUGUACACGGUCAGGAAAACAUAGGAAAUGUGCAUCGUUGGAAUCGUGCACAACAAGGACAUCACCCUUGCCAACGCGGCUGAUAGAUGUCGGUACCCAUAAUAAAGACAUACUGCGACUCAUCGAGACUCGUGAAAAGUGCCCAAGAGGUAGCAAGAAGCCUCUGUAUUUGAUCUUGAGCUAUCGCUGGGGAAAAGGCAACCAAAGCGCACGAACAACAGAACUCAACAUACAACAGAGGAAGAAGCAAAUGGCUUUACAAGACUUCCCAAAGACUAUACAAGACACGAUCAAAAUCACAAGACGUAUGGGAAUUCGUUAUCUUUGGGUAGAUGCAGUCUGUAUCAUCCAACCAGACAACGACGGAGAAACGAAAGACUGGCUGAACGAAUCUGCCAACAUGGCGAACUACUAUUCCAAUGCGUAUUGUUGCAUUUCAGCGUCAAAUGCAGAGGACAGCUCUGGAAGAAUACUGGUCGAAAGACCCGUGGGCAGGUUUCCGUUCGUAGAAUGGCGGAACCGUGGUGGCAGGGUUCUUGAAUCUCCUCAUUCUUCCCGGAGACUCUUCCGAAACCCGCUACUCGAACGAGGCUGGUGUCUUCAAGAAUGGAUUUUGUCUCCUCGAAUAUUACAAUGGACUAGAAAUGGUUUAAUAUGGCAAUGCAAAGAGGGGUUCCUCUGGGAAAGCCAGAGCGGCUUCCACGGAACAUAUCCAGAACAUUUCAGUGACCCUUUGGGGAAAUACGUUAGAUCAAGCAUUGAGUGUCCUUUCGACAUGGGUAUCACGUCCGAAUCACGGACAGAAAUCUGGCAGAUUCUGGAGACGACUAAGGAUCGUGCCUUGGGAUAUCACUGA
This is a messenger RNA of Fusarium graminearum PH-1, 1179 nucleotides long. RefSeq lists its product as uncharacterized. The record is from RefSeq and is a predicted model, not a curated record. NCBI's taxonomy places the organism in Eukaryota, Fungi, Ascomycota, Sordariomycetes, Hypocreales, Nectriaceae. The coding region runs from base 1 to 1179 and encodes 392 amino acids. The transcript is spliced from 2 exons.